Molecule: messenger RNA, 4049 nt
Organism: Gilbertella persicaria
Lineage: Eukaryota; Fungi; Mucoromycota; Mucoromycetes; Mucorales; Choanephoraceae
Product: P-loop containing nucleoside triphosphate hydrolase protein
Exons: 3
Coding region: 100-3993 (1297 amino acids)
Biological process (GO): transmembrane transport
Cellular component (GO): membrane
Molecular function (GO): ABC-type transporter activity; ATP binding; ATP hydrolysis activity
Source: RefSeq, a predicted model, not a curated record
CUGUUGCUCAAAACGAACUCAGCAACCCUUUCCUUUUUGCCCGUAUAUAUAAACUCGGCCGAUUUUUUUUAUUUUGUAAAAAAAAAAAAAAAAAUCAAAAUGGCACGAAAAAAGUCAAAAGAAAAAGACAACGCAUUACCCAUUGCAGACAAUGACAAAAAGAAAAAAGAAUCAAUUCCUAUGUACAAACUGUUUCGCUUUGCAACACCUAUGGAGCGUAUCUUGAUUUUUGUUGCUUUUAUUUGUUCAGCAGCAGGUGGUGCACUUAAUCCGGUGUCCAUUAUUAUUUACGGUGCUUAUAUUUCUAACUUGACAGGAAAUUUGGGUGAUACCAGUUCAUUGUUACCUAGUACAUUACCCGUCAUUCAUACCAUGACCUAUAUCGGCACAGGCGUACUUGUUGCGUCUUAUGUCUCCAAUUGUCUCUGGAUCGUAACAGGCGAAAGACAAGCUCGACGUAUUCGUACUCUUUAUGUUCAUGCUGUGUUGCGUCAAGACAUGAGUUGGUACGAUAAAGCAGCAGAAGGUUCUCUCAAUACUCGCUUAGCAACAGACACACAGUUGAUUCAAGAUGGCAUUUCCGAGAAAUUUGGUCAACUUGUCAUGCUGACAGCACAAUUUGUUGCAGGAUUUGUCGUUGCUUUUAUCAAAGGCUGGCGACUUGCAGUCAUCAUGCUGGCAGUUACACCACUUCUUUUAGCAGCAGGAGGAGCUAUGGGUUUCUUUAUUACCAAAUAUACCAAGAAAACGCAAGACACAUACGCUUUAGCUGGUGCAGUAGCUGAACAAGUCUUUAAUUCGAUCCGUACUGUCUAUGCUUUCUCUCUACAAAAUCGGUUUUCUGAGCGCUAUGAAAAACAACUUGAGAGUGCAUGUAAGACAGGCAUUCGUCGAGGCCUGAGUCUUGCAUUAGGUUUCGCAUUUUUUAUGUUUUCUCUGUUUGGUAUUUAUGCCAUUGCUCUCUGGUACGGUUCUAAACUUGUGGGCGACGGUGCUCUUACAGGGCCUACGGUUCUGGUCGUCUUUUUGGCCAUGAUCAUGGGCUGUACAAGUUUACUUCAACUGCCCUCCAAUUUAUCUGCUGUCUCCACUGCUUCUGGUGCUGCCUACAAAAUCUUUAGUACCAUUGACCGUGUUCCUGACAUUGAUCCUGAUUCUGAUCAAGGCGUUGUUCCAGACACUCUAUCAGGUGCGAUCGAAUUCAAAAAUGUCAUGUUCAAGUACCCUACACGUCCUGACUUGACUAUUCUUCAAGAUCUAUCACUUUCGGUCAAACCAGGCAUGACGAUCGCCUUUGUGGGUCCAUCUGGAUCCGGUAAAUCCACCACGGUUCAGCUUCUGCAACGAUUUUAUGAUCCUCUGGCAGGCACCAUCACGUUAGAUGGUCACGAUUUGAAACAUAUCAAUGUACGUUGGUUACGUCAACAAAUAGGUGUUGUAAGUCAAGAACCUGUCUUAUUUAAUACUACCAUUCGACAAAACUUACUCUUGGGUACCAAUAAAGAAGUCAGCGAACAAGAGGUGAUCCAUGCUUGUAAAGAAGCCAACUGCCAUAUGUUUAUCAGUCAACUUCCUCAAGGUUAUGAUACGCUUGUGGGUGAGCAUGGCGGUAUGCUUUCUGGAGGUCAAAAACAACGUAUAGCUAUUGCUCGCGCUAUCCUCAAGAAUCCUACUUUAUUGUUGCUUGAUGAGGCUACAUCUGCUUUAGAUACUCAAUCUGAGCGUCUAGUACAACAUGCUCUUGAUCGUGCUGCUGUUAACCGUACUACCAUUGUAGUUGCGCAUCGCCUUUCUACCAUUAUCAAUGCUGAUCUCAUUGUUGUAUUGGAUCAUGGUGAGAUUGUAGAACAAGGCAAACACAAUGACCUCUUGCAAUUAAACGGUGUCUAUGCAAACCUUGUACGCAAACAACAAAUCGAUACUCAAAAGAUUGAAGAUGUUACAGACAAUGCUGCCCAAAAUAACUCGGAACUCGAUACCGAAAAGCUGUUGGAACAAGAACAACUUGAAGUACAACAACAAGCACAAGAAAACCAAGGCCUUGAGGAAACCCAUAGUCAUAGUACCAUUGGCAAUGCACUUCAGGAACAACCUGACGAGAAAAAAGAAGUUAACAACGCAUUCCAUAGUCGCCAUAGUUCUGUCACCAUCAAUGCCUACGACCUCAAACUCAAGCAAAAGAAAGAAGAAAAGAAAUCCAUGAAGAAACAAAAAGCACCUGUCUUUAGGGUAUUUAUGCAAAUGCGCCCUGAAUGGAAAUUGAUUGCUACUGGUAUGAUCGGUGCUGCUAUUGCAGGUUCUGUCUUUCCUAUCUAUAGUUUCUUGUUUGCUAAAGUGAUUACGAUUAUCAGUGUGCCCGGUGGUAAUGUGAAUCCAGGACCUAUGCAAGGCACCAACCUGUAUUCUUUUCUUUUCUUUGUGCUUGGUAUCUGUGCCUUUAUUGGUUUUGCUGCUCAACUCUUAUCGUUUGAAGUAGCUGGUGAACUCUAUACCAAACGCCUCCGCUCUCAAAUCUUUGCUGCUUAUAUGCGACAAGAAAUCGGUUAUUUUGAUCGUGAAGAAAACAAUGCAGGUGCUCUCACGUCUCGACUGGCAAUUGAUGCUCGUAACGUCAAUGAAAUGGUAACUAAAGUCUGGGGCGAUGUGACUCAGCUUUGCGUUACGCUUAUUGUGGGUCUGGUUAUUGCUUUUGUGUAUUCUUGGGCACUUACUUUAAUUAUUUUGUGUUUGGCUCCCUUUCUGAUGGCAGCCACGGGUUAUGAGGCCAAGAUCCAUCGUGGUUUUGAAGACAAGACAAAGAAGGCCAAUUCUGAAAGUGGUGAAGUAGCUGGUGAAGCAAUUCGUGAGAUCCGUACUGUAGCAGGCCUCAACAAGCAACAUCAUUUUGAAGAGCGUUACUUUUAUGCCACAGAUCAUCCUCAUCGCCUUGCUCAACGUAAAGCCUACUUUUCAUCAAUUGGUUAUGCUCUGAACCGUGGUAUCACGAUUUAUACUUCGGUCGUUGGCUUCUAUGCUGGUGUUCGCUUGAUUAUCAAUGGAAAUAUCAAUUUUGAGCAAAUGUUUACUGCCAUGACCGUCAUCAUGACAGCCGCACAAACGGCCGGUAGAAGUUCCGUGUUUGCCAGUACGUUUGCCAAAGCUAAGUACUCUGCCAUUGCUUCUUUUAAUGUGAUUGACCGUCGUCCUGACAUCGAUCCUGAAUUAGAAGGAUUAGAGCCUGCUGUCGGUAGUAUUCGUGGUGAUGUUGAGUUUCAAGAUAUCAAAUUUGCUUAUCCUGCUCGUCCAGAUAUUCCUAUCUUUAAUGGCAAGUUCAACCUGAAAGGCAAAGCGGGUCAGACCAUUGCUCUUGUGGGUCCCUCUGGAUGCGGUAAGUCAACGACGAUUGGUAUGCUUCAGCGAUGGUAUGAUCCCAUGGAAGGCACUGUCUCUCUUGACGAAACCAACGUCAAGUCUUAUACUGUCAACAACUUGAGAUCACAUCAAGCACUUGUAGGACAAGAGCCUGUCUUAUUUGAUCUUGGUAUUAUUGACAACAUUUGUUUUGGUGUUGAUGAAGGAAAAGAAGUGACGCAAGAACAAGUAGAAGAAGCUUGUAGAGCAGCAAAUAUCCAUGAUUUUAUCAUGAGUCUUCCUGAGGGCUAUAAGACGCGUGUAGGUGACAAAGGCUCUCAAUUAUCUGGUGGCCAAAAACAACGUAUUGCGAUUGCCCGUGCUUUGAUCCGUAAACCCCGUGUGUUGCUGUUGGAUGAAGCCACUUCUGCCCUUGACAGUGAUAGUGAGCGUGUUGUUCAAGAAGCAUUAGAUAACAUUCUUGAAGAAGGUGGCAGAACGACUAUUACCAUUGCUCAUCGUCUCUCUACUAUUCAGAACUCUGACUUGAUCUGUGUUAUCAAAGACGGUCGUGUUAUUGAACAAGGUACUCACUGGGAAUUGUUAGAAUUGAACAAUGUUUAUGCAGAAUUAGUACAUGAACAAUCCUUAUCAAUGCUUUAAUGUAUAUAGAGAUAUAUUUAGAUAUAAUACUAAUAACUUUCUUUUAAUAAACUACU